Messenger RNA from Strongylus vulgaris, 345 nucleotides. The record is from the annotation of a GenBank genome assembly. NCBI's taxonomy places the organism in Eukaryota, Metazoa, Nematoda, Chromadorea, Rhabditida, Strongylidae.
CUGGUACGCAUUGCAAAAGUGCUGGGUACAGAAGAGUUGCAUGAGUACAUUGACAAGUAUCACAUAGAACUUGAUCCAAGAUUCAAUGAUAUCCUUGGUCGGCAUUCACGGAAACGUUGGGAGAGAUUUAUCCACGCGGAAAACCAACAUCUUGUGACACCUGAAGCCAUCGAUUUCCUCGACAAAUUACUUCGCUAUGAUCAUCAGGAACGUUUAACAGCUCGUGAAGCUAUGGCACAUCCCUAUUUCUAUCCUGUUGUUGAAGCAGCUCGUCAAGGAGGGGACGCGAUUUCCGUAAAGAGCGAUCAUUCCGAAGUCCUUCCACAAGUGGCCGCUACUUCAUAA